Molecule: messenger RNA, 1739 nt
Organism: Chara braunii
Lineage: Eukaryota; Viridiplantae; Streptophyta; Charophyceae; Charales; Characeae
Source: the annotation of a GenBank genome assembly
UCGGGCGAUUAACUUGUUUGUUUAUUAAUCCGCCAAGAGAGAAAUUGGGACAGCAACAUGCACAGCCAUGCAGAGCCCUGCACUCCUGCUUUGGGAGCAGGAGAUGGUGUUGUGAUCCCAACCCCUGCGCUGCAUCAAGAAGGUGACCAUGGAAGUGAGAUGGACAUGAUAAUACCAAGCUCAGCGUCAUUGCCAAGUGGAGCUGACCCCUUGCAUGGGAAUUCUGAGGAAGUUGUUCCACAGCCUGGUUUUGUCAUAAAGACAAAGAAUGAGCACAGCAUCAAGGUGUUUGUGAAUGUAUGCAUGUCUCUGAAGCUGGAUGCCCCAGGGAACUGGGAGAAAGGGAUUCCCCCGGAGGUUGACGAGGCACUAGAGAAGAUGGAGGCAGGCAAUGAGCCCAACUUGACAGAGAAUGUGCGUUUUCCGCUGAGUGCCUCGGAGCCCAUUCUGAGCACUAGCAAGGACGGGACUCCAUGUCUGGUCUAUGAUGUCCUGCUAAAUGACAGCGUAGUAAAGCAGGCCAAGGCUUUUUCUCGGCUUAGGAAUUUUCUUGCCAACAUAUGCUUGGAAUGGAUCAAGCAGAAAUACAAGACAGAGCUUGAUGAGAACUUCAAGGUCAUCAAGGCCACUUAUAAGGGGGGUGUCAUCCGGCAUCAUCGCAUUAGGGUGGCCCCCAAGAAGCUUAUCAGCGAGCUUCCCGACCUGCAAGACAGUAGUGAUCAGCAGCCAGCGUUUCCGCUCUUCCUCAGACCUCCAAACAAAAAGGAUCAACGGGAAGGCUCUGCUGCAAAAGGAGUCAAAGCAGAAGCUCGUGACCCUCAGCAACCACCUCGGAGAUGUUCCUCUUUGCCGUCAACUCUAGAUUCUUCAGGCAAUUUAGCAAGUUAUCAGGGUACUAAUAGUCAAUCAUACAAAGGCAUGGCAAAGCCUCCACUUCCAGAAGACACUACUUGUUCGUUCUCGGGGGAGGGGACGGCCACUGCCCAUUCUCUGCAGACCACUACUUCCGAAGACAUGGCCUCUAACGAGCACGUCCUCGGUUCACAUCGGAACGCUGGCACAGAACUGGCCCCUCCAUCCUUCACCAGUUGUACGACUGUGACGCCCGUGCCAGCCACCAUGUUGCUAGAUGCUGAUUCAUCACAAGAACAUAAUGUGGGAUCUUUAAGCAGUCCACUUGCGGCAAAUCACUCAAGUGGUCCCCAAUCAGCUGCUGCAAAUCGCGAAGACGGUGAAAGAAAGGACACGGUAAUCAAAGAACCAGUUGAGCCAAAGAACCCCAUGCCACUCCCACUGCUACCUAAGUAUACAAUCACUUAUGAAGGGAAACCCAUUCAUACCAUUGAGAUCCAGGUAUUCUUGCCCAAGCUAGAUGAGCAUACGAAGGUCUUCCUAACAGACCAUAAUCCUGGUCCUGGAGUAGAGAUUGAAAUGGCUGGAGAAAACCCACCCCUACGUCUCAGCCUGCCUUUCCAUGUUGUCCACUCAACGGCGCACGCCUCCUACCGAGACUCUGAUCGCCAGCUCAUCAUCCGAUUGACUCAUCAGCCCUACAGGCAGGUGCUCACAGAGCUGAAGAAGAGAUCGCCUCAUGUGCUUGGCGCCUUGAAUUUCCAGUCCAGAAGCCUCCUGGAACUUGAUUAAAUCUGACAGAAUUAGACAACAGCAGUCGCAAAGCAAGGACUCCACAGCACCACCGCGCCUAGGCUGCCUGCCGCCUAGCUCAGUUAGGGGAACUA